Molecule: messenger RNA, 927 nt
Organism: Cyphellophora europaea CBS 101466
Lineage: Eukaryota; Fungi; Ascomycota; Eurotiomycetes; Chaetothyriales; Cyphellophoraceae
Exons: 3
Coding region: 1-927 (308 amino acids)
Molecular function (GO): methyltransferase activity
Source: RefSeq, a predicted model, not a curated record
AUGUCGGACGAAGCCGACUUGAUCGACGUUGAAGACAGGUUUAAAGCCACGCUCGAUAAGUUUGGGCGGACUUAUCAGACAUAUUCCCUAGAACGCGAGAUCAACUUAGCACCUGUCGAUGAUGAGGAAGGAUUCAGGCUGGAGCAGCAGCACGAUUUAGUAAAAGAUAUCCUCGGCGACGCGCUGAGCGAUGCAUGGCCACACCAUGGGCUGUAUCCGAGCUUUGUUGGCGAACCAAGAGACGUCCUUGACUGUGGCUUCGGUACAGCAUCUUGGUGCGCCGAGGUGGCAGAGUAUGAUCCGGACUGCCUGGUGAUUGGCCUCGACAUAGCCCUCCAUCUGGCCACAGACUUUCCCGAGAACUGCUCCUUGGAGAUAGCGGAUCUCAACGAGACAAUUACCCUCGCAAGCAGCUCCAUUGAUUUUGUUCAUUCGAGGUUCAUUGCGGGAGGGCUGAGUCGAUAUCGAUGGCCGGGGUAUCUGUCCGAUCUUUUCAGGACCUUGCGAGACGGUGGCUGGAUACAGCUGAUGGAAUGGGAUUUGAGCUUUCGAUCGAACAAUGGCGAGGAUGACAAGCUGCAAGCCCUUCGAGAAUGGACACGGUUGUACUACAUGGCUCUGGAUCAGUCGAGACAGCCGGCAGGAAAGAGGCUGACGCAGGUGACGCAGUUAGAAGAUAUGUUGCGGACGGCGAGAUUCCAGAACGUAUCGACUCGCUCGAUCGAGGUUCCAACGUGUGGGUGGGAUUCGCGGAGUAAAAAGAUAGGAGAGAAGAAUUUGGCGAAUAUGCAGGCGCUCAUCGAGGCAGUCGCACGAUACCCAGUCCUGAGCCGGGGUUUGACUGAUCCGGCUACUUUUGAGCAAAUCUUGUCAGCAGCGAGGGCCGAAUUGGCACUUGAAAGCGCGCAACCGUUUCUUCGUCUGUAA